GACAGGCAGCUGGUUGCAGACCCGGAGUGUACAUUGUGCCCUGUUACAGCGGAACGCGACACAGAAAAACUCAGCCAGGAUUCAGUGUGAGUUCUAAGAAGAUGAUGAUGUUCAAGAUGAAACAGUCCUCUCAGUGCUCCAUGAGGUGGUGACUGAGUUAAUUUCAUGCUGUUAUAAGUGAAUUAUUAUUGCUGGGAGGGCAAUGGGUGGCAAGCACUCUCGCAGUUUAUCCAACAAGGAGCUAAAUGAGGUGAGUACAGGUCAAAGGAAGAAGAGCAUGAUCAGAGACGACCAGCCCGGCCUGUCUUCAGCUGCUGAGAGGAUCCGCAAACAUGCUACAGUGCAUUUUGGUUACAGCACCCUGAGUCUAGCCAUGCAGGGUCUCGAUGAAACACCCACUGAACUGUGGGAACUUCGCGAGCUUCAGAAGCUUAACUUGUCCAUGAACUGUCUCUGCACCGUUCCUCCUGCUCUGGGAGCUCUGAACAAUCUGGUAGUUCUCAACUUGUGGGGGAACAACUUGUCCUGCCUCCCACCUGAGAUCGGCCUCCUGAAGAAGCUGCGGGUGCUCUUCGCUUGCCGUAACCGUCUGAGCGAGGUCCCUGAGGAGCUGGGCUCCUGCUCGUGCCUGGAGGUGCUAAGCCUGGCCAACAACCAAAUCACAGGUCUCCCUGGCAGCUUGGCGACUAUGCGCAGUCUGACCAAACUCAACCUCAGCCACAACUGCAUUGUUCACAUCCCCACCUGUGUCUACAGCAUGAAGGGCCUGGUCUUCCUUCACCUGGCCUGCAACCGUCUGGAGACCAUUGCAGAUCAGAUCCAGGACCUAGUUAACCUGAAGAUACUUAUUGUGGAGGGAAACUCUAUACAUACGCUGCCUAAGACUCUGUGCUUCUUAGAAUCAUUAGAACUCCUCAAUGUUGACUUCAAUGACUUGCAAAGUGUGCCAGUGGAAAUGUACCUGCUUAGCAGGCUCAGGCGGUUGGCGUGCCACCCACUGGAUAAAGGACUUCAUAUUAUUCAUAACCCCCUCCUCAAGCCUAUCCAAGAGGUAUUGCAAGGAGGACUCAGUGCCCUUUAUAAUUACCUCAAGCCCACAUGA
Messenger RNA from Melanotaenia boesemani (Boeseman's rainbowfish), 1102 nucleotides. Its product is annotated as leucine-rich repeat-containing protein 30-like. Gene Ontology annotation, molecular function: protein binding. The coding region runs from base 203 to 1102 and encodes 299 amino acids. The transcript has a single exon. NCBI's taxonomy places the organism in Eukaryota, Metazoa, Chordata, Actinopteri, Atheriniformes, Melanotaeniidae. The record is from RefSeq and is a predicted model, not a curated record.